Hyla sarda is the source of this 3770-nucleotide messenger RNA. It is a transcript of the gene INTS6, whose product is annotated as integrator complex subunit 6. Bases 554 to 3211 code for a protein of 885 amino acids. Gene Ontology annotation, biological process: snRNA 3'-end processing. The transcript has 18 exons. Gene Ontology annotation, cellular component: integrator complex. The record is from RefSeq and is a predicted model, not a curated record. Lineage: Eukaryota; Metazoa; Chordata; Amphibia; Anura; Hylidae.
GCGCAGCAACGGAAAGAGUUAACCGCCGAGCACACUCACGCACCCCCCUCGCCUAAUGAAUAUGCUUAGUAGGCGCAGCACGGCAGCCAAUGGGAGGCCCCGCCGCCGCGUCACGUGGCCCAUGACGUCUGCAUACUAGAAUCUCCAGAACCCCUCCUGCUCGCUUUAAAAGCUGCGAGUGCGAAAGGAAGCGCUCAGUAGAGGGAGACAGAGCCUGCGAGAGGGGAAGUAGUGCUGAACUCAUUCAAACUUCUGUCACAUCCAACCGGGGGGAAGGGGGCAUAAACAAGCCAGUGCUGCACCCACAAACACCACAGCAGCCAUAGGCGGCCACACAGGGAGUGGUGGUGGUGGGGUAGGUGACCACCUCAGUAUAAGAGCCCACCAUUACCAUUAACCCCUUCUGAGGAGGAGCCCGGGGGCCACAGACUGUCACCACACAAAGAGGAGGACAUGGGGCGGCUGUGGAGGAGCCACAGUGCGUAGUGUCAGGGAGGCUCCCCUCCUCCUGCCGCCGCUUCUCUCUGCCGUGUGCCCGUGUAGCAGCAGCACUAUGCCCAUUUUACUUUUCCUGCUAGAUACGUCCGCUUCCAUGAACCAGCGCACCUACCUGGGCACCACAUACCUGGACAUAGCAAAAGGCGCUGUAGAGACUUUCAUGAAGCUCAGAUCUCGGGAUCCUGCCAGCAGAGGAGACAGGUACAUGCUGGUCACUCUGGAGGAGCCUCCUUAUGGGAUCAAGGCUGGAUGGAAGGAAAAUCACGCUACUUUUAUGAAUGAGUUAAAAAAUCUUCAAGCAGUUGGACUCACCAGUCUUGGUCAAGCCCUAAGGACGUCAUUUGAUUUGUUAAAUUUAAAUAGAUUAGUAACUGGCAUAGACAACUAUGGACAGGGAAGGAAUCCAUUUUUCUUGGAGCCUGCCAUCAUCAUAGCAAUAACCGAUGGAAGUAAAUUAACUACAACAGGUGGUGUGCAGGACGAACUCCACUUGCCUUUGAAUUCUCCAUUGCCUGGAAGUGAAUUAACAAAGGAGCCUUUUCGUUGGGAUCAGAGACUUUUUGCUUUAGUUCUGAGGCUUCCUGGUGCCACACCUGUUGAACAGGACCAGUUGAAUACUGUUCAGGUUGAUGAGUCUCCCAUCACUCCUAUGUGUGAUGUCACAGGCGGUCGCUCAUAUUGUGUUUUCUCGCAGCGGACGUUAAACCAGUGCCUGGAGUCAUUGGUGCAAAAAGUUCAAAGUGGGGUUGUCAUCAAUUUUGAAAAAUCUGGUCCUGAUCCCCCACAGUCUGAAGAUGGAAUUACAGAAGCUAACAAACCAGCUGGACCUCAGCCAUGGCACAACUGUCGGAAAUUAAUUUAUGUUAGACCAAAUCCUAAAACGGGAGUACCACUGGGCCACUGGCCGAUACCCGAAUCUUUUUGGCCAGACCAGAAUUCUCCGACCUUACCCCCUCGAGCUGCUAAUCCCAUAGUGAAGUUUUCUUGCACCAACUCUGAGCCAAUGGUUAUUGACAAGCUGCCAUUUGACAAGUAUGAAUUGGAGCCAUCACCACUGACACAGUAUAUUCUGGAGAGAAAAUCCCCACAUACUUGCUGGCCUGUGUUUGUGGUGAACAGUGCUAAGUACAGUGAACUCGGCCAUCCUUUUGGUUACUUGAAAGCCAGCACUGCUCUAAAUUGUGUAAAUCUCUUUGUGAUGCCUUAUAACUACCCUUUACUCCUCCCUUUAUUAGAUGACUUGUUCAAGAUUCACAAGGCUAAACCUUCUUUGAAAUGGAGGCAACUUUUUGAGAACUAUGUGAAAACAAUGCCACCUUACUACAUUGGACCUCUAAAGAAAGCAUUAAGAAUGAUGGGUGCCCCAAACCUCAUACCAGAAAACCUGGAGUAUGGACUGAGUUAUAGUGUUGUGACCUACCUCAAAAAGCUUAGCCAACAGGCAAAAAUGGAAUCCGAUAGAGUGAUAGGUUCCAUUGGGAAGAAAUGUCCGCAGGAGACUGGUAUUAAAGUCAGAAAUGGCACAAGUAUACCGUCAUUGGCUGUCAGAAAGGAUUUUAAGCAGUUAUUACAGGAAAUCACAGGAGAAAUGCCACAGAGAAUGCUUGAACUGAAUGUGAAAGAGUUUGCUGGCUUCCAGAUAGCCCUGCUGAAUAAGGACCUAAAACCACAGACGUUCAGAAAUGCCUAUGACAUUUCAAGAACGAAUCUCUUGGAUCACCUUACCCGAAUGAGGGCAAAUCUCCUUAAAUCAUCACGUAAGGUCUUCAGUGGUCAAGAUGAAGACCAGAUACAUAGUAUACCUAUAGUCCAGAUGGGGAACUACCAAGAAUAUCUGAGGAAUAUCCCUUCACCACUAAGAGAGCUGGAUGCUGAUACACCUAGGAGACUGCAUACAUUUGGAAAUCCCUUUAAAUUGGAUAAAAAGGGGAUGAUGAUUGAUGAAGCUGAUGAGUUUGUGUCAGGACAUCAGAACAAGCACAAGCGACCAGGGGAACCUAAUAUGUUGGGCAUCCCAAAAAGGAGGCGUUGUAUGUCUCCAUUGUUACGUAACAGACCUCAAUCUCCAGUUGUGAACAACCACAUAGGAGGAAAAGGUCCAUCAUCUCCUUCAAACCAGGCUUCACCAGAAAUGCAUAAACCAGGGGCAAUAAAUAAAGAACCUGGCAUCCAUAAUAAUAUAUUGCCAAAUGAAAAUGCAGAGAAUCAUAUUGAAGACCAACUUUCCACAGAUGUGUUCAUGGAUAAUUCAGACCAGUUUGAGACCUUGUCUCAAGUUUCUUUAAACUCUCUGGAAAGUGCAGAAGAUUCCUCAGAAGACGGAGACCCCGACUGCUUUGGUUCUAAUAACUCUGAUGUGUUUGUUGGAAAUUCAAAAACCUCUGAAGAUGCAGGAAAUUGCUUUGAAAAUGACACUGCUGUGUUUUCACACAAGAUGAGGAGGUUGCGGCCUUGUCGUAGCUAUGAGGAGGUCAAUGUUGAUCUAAAAAUCAGAAUCAUGAAGGAGAUCAGGAAGCCUGGAAGAAAGUAUGAGACUAUUUUUGCAUUGUUAAAAGAUGUACAAGGAAGUCUUCAAGUACGGCUCCACUUCUUACAGAAUGUUAUCAAGGAGGCGGCAAGGUUUAAAAAGCGAAUGCUAAUUGAACAGCUAGAAGGGUUUUUAGAAGAAAUUCACAAGAGAGCGAAUAACGUCAACCACUUCAAUAGCUGUUAAAUGGUCUCAUGGGACCCCUUCUGCUUUGGGUGUAAAGUACGUACUUGGACAACAGUUGUGGCCAAAAAGUCUGAAGUGUCUGAACACUGAAUUUGAUACACUUUAAUAUGCUUCCAUUUUUAUGUACAUGGAUAGUAUCAUCAUGAUGCCUUUAAUGGAGUAAUGGGACUUUUUAAAGAAGAUUUCGAUGAUCACUGACUAGCUAUGCUGAAUUCUCUCAGGUUUCAUAACAUACACUCUCCACCUCACGUGUAAGUGUAUCACUGGCUGCAGUUGAGGUAUUUGCCAAAAUCUUAACAGGCUUAUUUGGAGGUUGUUAAAAAACAAACAUUUUUUUUAGCAUUGUAAAUCUGUACUGUGUGCAUAUGAUGUGCACACUUUCCACAAAGACUUUUUAAAUGCAGUUUAUCAUUGAUACAUAGCUAGAGAGAAGCACAUGUUGAACAAGAUAAUAUUUUGUACAUAAUAUUUUGAAUAUAUUAUUGUAAGCUGUACAGGUGUAUUUUGAAGACUAUUUAAAAAGAGGCACUUUUGUUAUCCCAUUAAUAAAAAAAAGCUC